Messenger RNA from Lacerta agilis (Sand lizard), 2386 nucleotides. It is a transcript of the gene SUSD1, whose product is annotated as sushi domain containing 1. Bases 69 to 2348 code for a protein of 759 amino acids. The record is from RefSeq and is a predicted model, not a curated record. Gene Ontology annotation, molecular function: calcium ion binding. Lineage: Eukaryota; Metazoa; Chordata; Lepidosauria; Squamata; Lacertidae. The transcript is spliced from 16 exons.
GAGGCGCCCUUCACUCUCCGGGGCCUCAGAGCUGCAGGGAGGCGCGGAAAGGCGGACCUGGAGGCGCCAUGAGCCCGGCGGCGGAGACGCGACGGCAGCCACCACCUCCGUCUCCGUCGCUACUGCUCCUUCUCCUGCUGCUGCUCCUCUCGUCCCCUUCAGGAGGAGAGGCGGACCCGGAUGCCACAAGUGCUUUACCUUCUGACGUGUGCGCCACUUGCCAUGCUAAUGCCACAUGCCAGCAGCGAGAUGGCAAAAACGUCUGCACCUGUAAUUAUGGAUUUGUGGGUAAUGGGAGGACUUACUGUCAAGACAAAAACGAAUGCGAUAUUGGGGCAAGCAAGAUUUGUGGAGAGCAUGCUUCAUGCCAUAAUACGCAAGGAAGCUUUUAUUGCAUUUGUCUAGAAGGCUUCCAGGCUUCCAGUAAAAACAAGAUAUUUAUUCCCAAUGAUGGCACAAAAUGUAUAGAUCUUGAUGAAUGUGGAAUCUCAGGCAUCUGUGGCCUUGGAGGACGAUGUGUGAAUACAUUAGGAAGCUAUGAGUGCUACUGUGUUGAAGGAUACCGAACAGAAAAUGGAGUGGAACCGUUUCAUUCACGUACAGCGAAUACUUCGUGCAAAGUUGUGGACUGUGGGCUCCCACCUUCCGUUCCAAAUGCAUAUUCUGCAGUCAACAAAACAACCUAUGGAAACAAAGUUGUUUAUAAUUGCCAGCCUGGUUAUGUCAUCGAAAGUGGAAAUUCCACUGCAGUUUGCAGUUCCAGUGGACAAUGGAAGGAAGCUGAUUUUGUAUGCAAAGAAAUCGAUUGUGGAAAACCACAGUGGUUUCCAAAUAAUACAGAUAUUAUCUGGGAUAACAGAACAACUUUAGGAAGCACGAUAUACUACAAAUGUAGGGAAGGAUUUCAGUCUUUUGGAGAGCAUAAUUUUUCACAAUGUACAACAUCUCAGAAGUGGGGAAACGUCACUUUUGAAUGCAAAGAAAUAACCUGUGGCGAACCUCCUGCCAUACAUCACUCCGACAUGAUAUGGAAUGGGAUAUCAAAGCCGGGAAGCCUUGUGGAAUACAAAUGUGCCAAAGGCUUCUACAACACGAGCAUGAAAAAACAUUCAUUCUGUACCAAAAAUGGAUCGUGGGAAAUCUUGGAUCUAAGGUGUGAAAAAGCGCAAGACUUUGUCGGUAUUGCACUGAAUAACUCUUGUUUGACGUGGAGGAGGCUUAAUGGAAAUACAGCAGCCAACGAGACUUAUCAACUCACAAUGAGGAUGCUAGGGAACGAAUCAAAGAAAACUGAGGCUGAAUCAAAGAUUAGCUAUACCACAGCCGAGGAGGCUAUAAAGAUAUGCUUGGAGCUACGUCAGGAUGCAAACUACAGUGUGGAAGUAACCACAGGGUCCACCAAUUUGGCUUUAAAAGUCCGAAUAAUGCACCCAGUAGUUGAAAAGAAAGCUGCAUUCAGCAACAUCUCCAUAUUUAAUGACACCUGUAUUAAAUGGCAAAGAGAAUCAUCAUCUGAGGAAAACUAUGUACUUCAGAUACAGGGCCUACGGUGGUAUCAGAAACAAUUCCGUGAUAACAUGACCUAUAACUUCACCACAAGUUCUCGGGCUCCGGAAGUGUGCCUUGACUUACUGCCGGGCAGCAAUUACACCGUUAACAUCUCCGCAACAGAUUUCAACCACAGUGCUCUCGUCUACAUGAGAACCCCCAUCACUGACCCGCCAUCUCCGGAAGUAGACUUCGUAUCGGUACAAGGUUCUGCACCAUUAUUCAGCCUGAGGAAGGCAGAAGACAGAAAUGGUCCAAUAAGUUCGUACCAAGUGAUUGUCAUUCCCUGGAGCCUACAGUGCAACUUUAAUUGUUACUCCUUGACUAGACUAGACUAUUUCAGCAAAGGCACUGACUCAGAAGGCUAUGUGGCAGCCGAGAUCCCAGCCAAGGUCGUUGCUGACAACAUGCUGGUCUUUGCCCUCGGAGACAGACUUUACUAUGGGGAUUUUUACAAUGCUCCCCUGAAACAAGGAAAAGAUUAUUGUGUUAUACUGAGGACAAUCAGUAAAUGGAAUGGGGUGAAAAAGCAAUCCUGUGUAGUCUGGGCUCAAAUUAAAGAUUUAUCAUCCCCGCCACAGCGCCUGACUAUUGUUUUAUUGGGGUCAGUUGCUGCUCUCUGCUCCAUCCUGUUACUGUUGCUCUCUGUGGCAUGCACGACACAGCACAUAUCUCCAUCUUCGCUGCCCAGAAAAGCAUUUUCCAACGAUACUGGACAUUUAUCAAUCACUGUCGAUAUUGCCAGGAAGAACAUUGCAUCGUCUUCUUCUCCCAUGCUUCAGACCGUCUCUCUUCUCUAAUGUGCACAUCCACCAAUAACCUGUAAAGAGAGAAUCCU